AUGACUACACACCUCAAGUUCAACAAAACGACCACAUGUGAAGAGGUGGUUGAAGUCUUUUCCGAGAAUGUUGUCGGCAAGACGAUCCUAAUCACCGGAGUCUCGCCCAAUGGCCUCGGCGAGGCGAUGGCACAGGCCCUUUCAACAAAGAAGCCCGCAAAGUUAAUCUUCACAGCACGGUCUAUUGCCAAGGCUGAAUCCGUUGUCCAAACCAUCAAAAGUGGCAUGGCUGAUCCUCCAUUGAUUGAAAUUGUGCAGAUGGAUCUGUCUUCCAUCGCUUCCGUGCAAGCUGCAGCCGAAGCUCUUCAACAACACCAGCACAUCGACAUCUUGAUCAACAAUGCUGGAGUUAUGGCCUUGCCCGACCGCACCUUGUCAACAGAUGGAUAUGAAAUGCAUUUUGGCACCAACUUCCUUGGCCAUUGGCUCUUUACCAACUUCCUCAUGCCAAAGUUGACCAGCGGUGGAAGAGUUGUCAACAUCACAUCGGGAGGGUACAUGGUUUGCCCAAUUCGAUUCCAUGAUCUUAACUGGGAUGGCGACAAGGAAUUGCCAGCAGAGGAAGAGCCAAACAUGAACAUGGUGCAGAACUUGGGGCUUGGCUCGCUAGCAAACGCUAGAGAGUACAAUGGCAUGCUAGCGUAUCUACACUCCAACGCCGCAUCCAUGCUAUUUUCCGUUGGCCUCAAGGAAAGAUUCGGGAGCAAAGGUGUCGCAGCUAUCAGCGCAGCCCCAGGAGUCGUCGUGACAGAGCUGCAGAGGCAUAUAAAGGGAUUCCGCAACCCGAACAUGGAGUACAAGUCUGCCUCUCAAGGUGCAGCCAGCUUUCUGGUUGCUGCCCUGGAUCCCGCUCUUCAAGGCCAUAACGGCGCAUAUGUCGAUGAUUGCCAGAUGGCCGAGAUAGUAUCUACCCAUGUGCAGGAUGUAGAGGUUGCCGAUAGAACGGUUUGCGCUGGGUCUUCGGAUCUUUGGGACCGGGUUCGCUACCGAGCCGAUAGCAGUGGCACAGAAACUGUUGGUCCUCAGCGAAGGCUAAGUCUUUAA
Messenger RNA from Fusarium vanettenii 77-13-4, 1044 nucleotides. RefSeq lists its product as uncharacterized. Lineage: Eukaryota; Fungi; Ascomycota; Sordariomycetes; Hypocreales; Nectriaceae. The transcript is spliced from 7 exons. The coding region runs from base 1 to 1044 and encodes 347 amino acids. The record is from RefSeq and is a predicted model, not a curated record.